Aedes albopictus (Asian tiger mosquito) is the source of this 1824-nucleotide messenger RNA. RefSeq lists its product as uncharacterized. NCBI's taxonomy places the organism in Eukaryota, Metazoa, Arthropoda, Insecta, Diptera, Culicidae. Gene Ontology annotation, molecular function: ubiquitin protein ligase activity; protein binding. The record is from RefSeq and is a predicted model, not a curated record. The coding region runs from base 464 to 1801 and encodes 445 amino acids. Gene Ontology annotation, cellular component: cytoplasm. The transcript has 5 exons.
UCUGGUUUCAGUUCUGUUCGAAACUUUAAGCCGGUUAGACGUGUGUAGUAAACUCGGCGGGUCUAGCGUGUGCCGAGCGCCGACGGCUUCGACUCGAUCCGCGCGCGCAUGCUUUGCAUUCCGUGACACCGUUAAGAGCACAUGGCGACACCGCAGUAGAAUCGAGUGUGUUGCGGUUGAACGCGAGAGAAAAAGUACCAGCGAAAUUCCACAACCGUCACAAAACGCAGAUAAUUGCCAUAGUUAGCCUGGGAAAUAUUUGUGAUUUUCCAUGGUUGAUGGCGUCAUAUGAUGGUUACCCUUAACCUAGUGCGAGGUUGAAGAAAGCACAGCAAUGAGAAUGAAAGCAUGAAAACAAAAGGAAGAAAAGCUCUGUGGGAAAUAGUGUGAAGAUACAAAUAGUUCCAGCUCAUAUACCACAUACACCAAAGGUCGUUAUCUGCACUGCGACCUAGGCGGCCCGAUGGCAGAAGUGAAAGUAAUUGAAGCAUCAGAUAAACCAAAGGAGGUUAAUGAACAGACGCAAAAUGCCGAUUAUUUUCUGCGAAACAUUUUCAUUCCCGCGGAUGCCGGUGGAAACCUCGGAAUGCACCUCAGCCGAACGCCAUGGGAUCCCUAUCCCUGGGUCAGCGGCGUUCUGACGGGCUCAUGUGCAGAGCAAGCAGGAGUUAAAGUUGGCGAUUGUGUGCUUGAGGCCAAUGACGAAGAUUUGCUAGGGCUGAAAAUUGUCGACAUCGCCAAGCGUGUUACGAACUGCAAACAGAAUGCGAACCCUCGCCCAGGUGUUAGCUUGAUGCUGUGGAACUCCGGCUUCGAGAAGAAUAACCUCAACCCGCAGUCACUGUCGCGCUUCGCCAGCUGUCUUCAGGGCAUUGCCGGUUUGCUGGAAUGUCCCGUUUGUUUGGAAAUCAUUCGUCCUCCCUCGUGGCAGUGCUGCCACGGUCAUCUAAUCUGUUCCGGUUGUCGCUCCAAGAGCACCAAAUGUCCAAUUUGUCGUGUGAUGUUGGGACGUGGUCGAUGUAUAGUGGCCGACAAAUUGUUUAAUUUCCUAGUUCAAACGCUGGGACAGCAUGAAGGGGACAAACAUUCCGCUACUAGGAAACCGUCUAAUUUCCAACAAAUUAGUGCUCGCCUGCCAUUGCUUUUACGUGACCCCAGACUCUGUAAACAAUCGUUAAAAUUAAAAGCAAAUAACCACACUAUUAGCAGUGGAGAAGCAGCAGCAGACAGGAUCGCAAAAAUGGCAAUGGCACCACUUCAAUAUUGCUGCCCUUCCGGUCAACCGUGUGAUAAAAUGAAAAAUCAACAUGACAUAUUAAUUCAUUUGCAGAAAUCUCAUCAAACGAGUGUCGUACAGUAUUAUGCGGCCGCUGGCGACCAGCUUAGUAUAAAUUUCAACGAAUCGUGUGUAACGUGUAUCGUCCUGGUACCAGAAAAUGCACAGGACGAAAACAAUAACAGCUUAAGGCAGACGGCUAGUUCUAAUAGUAAUUGCGGUAACAUCAGGAACAAAUUGACAUCAACCGCCGCUGUCAUGGAGCAGAAUGAACAGUUUUUCCUAGCCAAAUUUCGUUGUAUCGAAACCACCAGCCAAGCUCUUUAUUGGUUGUGGUACCUAGGUUCGCUAGAGUCGGUCAAUCGAUUCCACGUAACCAUAACGGAUGUACACAGCAAAGUCAGUUGGAGUGGAUGCCCGAUAUCGCUGCGGCACAACUGCAAGGAAGCUCUCAAGACGAAGCGGUUCGUUAGACUAGAUUACGAAACAACAGGACUGCAAGUUAAAGUAAAAUUCAGGAAAUAAAUUUAGUUUCAUGUUUGUUUAUA